Molecule: messenger RNA, 3615 nt
Organism: Haliotis rubra (blacklip abalone)
Lineage: Eukaryota; Metazoa; Mollusca; Gastropoda; Lepetellida; Haliotidae
Exons: 5
Coding region: 702-1394 (230 amino acids)
Source: RefSeq, a predicted model, not a curated record
CAGGAAAUCGAAAAGACACUCAAAGGCACGGACAAAAAGAGCCCUGUAUUUCAAAUUCAAAUCUUCACAGGGGCCUUUUAACAGCGCACAGCUACAAGUGCUGUAGUUCAUCUCAAAUAAGUAACCAUAUGACGGACUUCCUUAUCGAUUUCUCGAAUAUUAGGCCAGAGACAGAAUUAAAGAGCUUUUGAGGACACGAGCUUCAAGGUGGGGAUUAAAUCUACCCGUCUAACCACCCAGGGUUUGGUGACACAAUUGUGAUAGCCGGAGGUUAAAGUAAGCCCAUCUGCCAACUUACACGGCAUAUGUUGUAUGUAGAGACUACACAACUCUCUACAGGUAAAGCGGACCCUAUUGCUGGUCGCUGUAGUGUGACUGAAGCUCAUUCCCACAUCACCCUGUGCUGGAGGAGUCCAGUGCUGUCGUUGAGCUUGGAGACAGAGCUGUUGGUUUUCUCGUCACGGAUCUACUAGUGAUUUUUGUCAGUGUAGUGUUGACUGUUUGACAUGUUGAGAACGUUGGGAAUACAGCGGAGGAUAUAGCGGACUGUAAGACACUCUCUUCCGGUCGUGGACAGUUCCCCAUCUCUCAAAAUUCCUCACCACAAUUGUCAACGCCACAACACCGAUUUUGAAUCGAUACCAGCGCCAUGCAGCGGCAAAGUUGCCCCUGUAACGAAAAAUACAGGUGAUAUUAACAGUAUGUACAUUGCCAAUCGAACUUUGUCGGCACUGGACACGGACGAUUUCGGCUCGUUUUCAAGCCUGGACAAGCUGACCCCCCCUCGAGCCAGACCCCUCACCCCAGUGGACAUGUGUCAGGGGUACACAGUCCCCAUCGUCUACAAGGACGAAACAUGGGAGGAGAUAGAGAGAAAGAAGAAGGCUGCCAAUGCGUGUGGGAGCAGCUCAACCCUAAGUAGCGAGCUUCCAUGGAAAGAGAGAAAAAGUAGGAUAGACAAUGCGUUGUCAUGGUUACGGACGGAACUGGAGACGAUGCGAGUUCAGGACAAAGCAUUGCUAGGGCAACUGCAGCGUUGCCAGGAGACAAUUGAAAGUAUUAAACAACAAAGGGCUCUCUGGGAGGAAUGUUCGGAGGAUGACCUUGAUGAGGGUGAUGAAGACCAUUGGGAAGAUUGGGAAAUAUCAGAAUUUGAGCGGAGUUUUGCCGAGGGGUCUGAGUAUGCGUCGUCGACGUUGUCGAGUAAAGACAGUCGGUCCAGCGGCAGCACCACGACGAGCGGCGUGUCCAGCAUGGCGUCACAACGGUCAGACAGAUCGGAUAGAUCAGAGAAGGCACCCAGCAUGUACCAGUUCUCCUCCUCCCAAAAUGCCACAUCCAAAGUGUCAAGGACAAACUCGUACUUCCGGCAAGACCUUGAGGUCACUGUGUGAAACUGGUUAUGAUUGGUUGUGGAGUGUACUUAAUGUGUUGACUGUGAUGUGACAGGACAUCCUGCAUUUCGCUUCCAGUUGAGGAUGGAUCACGUUGAUUCCUACCGAAUGGACACCUUCAAGUUUGGUGCGCAACUAAAAUGUGAUAGUGGAAGGCAUUGUGUGCUUGUUCAGCUGUGAUGAUAUGUGAACAUUUUCGGACGUGUUUGCAAAGCAUAAUGUGCUAGACACUGCGGCUAGGUGGCGCUACAACGUCACGUGACUUAGCAUCGCCCACCAAAGGUGCUACAUUAAAGAAAACAUAGGAACCGUAUAAUGUUAUCGCACUGGAAUAAGAGCAUGAAAACAAAAGUUGGCCCUUUGAGAAGAAGGUUCAAACGAAUAAAAGUGUGAUUUUGUGAAUGUGUGAAAGAAAUCAUAAAAGCACGAUUUGAUGAACGUUGACCUUCACCUGUAGUAAGGUCAAGGUCAAAACCUUGACAAUGGAGGAUGGCAUUUAUCAGUUUUCAAUUGUUAAACCACGAUCACAAUAUUUUUGCAUGGAAAGGUCACGAGACAUAUCUUGUUUUUAUUUUUUGUGUACAACUCUCCCAUGACAUGCUUCCAAAUGCAAUACAGUGUGUAUAUGUGUACAGCCUCCAUACUCAGUCCUCUCCGGUGUGUUAUUGACAAUAGCUCCUGUGUGUUAAACUGUUCGAGUGUCCCUUUAUCUUCAGUCAGAAGAGUUAUGAUUAAGUAUCGAUAGGCCACUGCACCCGGCAGCUCUUUAUCUCUACCGGUUGUGUCUAGUCCGUUUAUUGUAAAGAACAAUUAUAUUCAUAACACUUGGUCAAUUUGCAGUUUGAACUCUGAAUUAUUAUAUUCAAUAGAAAUAUGGCCAACUGCAGCAUGAUAACAAAAUUCGUGCAACUCAACAUUCAGCUUCAAAGGGGAGAAUGUCUAGUUGAUUCCACAAUCAGAUUUGAAGAACCCAUGUAUUUUGUAUUCCCUUUGCCAAGCUAUACUGCUCUAUUAUCACUUCUUGUUUACAUACACUGUAUUGCAGGUUGUGUUCAUAUACGUGGAUCUGUCCGGACCACAGUUUACAAGGAUAAGGCUGUUGAAAAGAAUAUUACGCUAUGGGUAGUAACGCUAUGGUGAUUUAUACACAUUUGGACUUCGGUUUCAGCUGUCUCAGACUGUUGACACCAUGGGGACUUGUAAUGUAACGACAUCAGCCCGCAUUGCUCGCAGUGAAAAACAAGAAUUUAAAAUAAAAACUGAUAUUUGUUACGAUUGAUUACAUACAGCUGUACUCUUAUUUAUUUUAAUAAAUAUCGUAUAAUAAUAAUAAUAAAUAAUAAUAAUUACAGGUAUGUCAUGUGCAACCAAGAAGCAUGUAAUAAUGAGACGAAGCAACUAUAUAUCGAUGUACGUACAUAUCGUAUGAUAAGAAAAAACACCAGUUUACUCCAGUCUGUCAGAUUUUGUAUUGUUAUGAAAAAGGUACGAAUCCCAGGUUUUUAUGUUAGCAUUGCUCCUUGUUGCAAAUUAAAACAUAAUAUGUGGAUCAGAUCCACAGAGCGUUCAUUGGCGUACGACCUAUUGCAACUCAUGGCUUACGAACGAUGUAGCGCUUCGAAUGCUUUGUGGAUCUGGGUCAUGGCCGCCGGUACUCUGGAAUUAGCGGACAUUUGCAACGUGAAUCUAGACAAUCGAUAGACUAUACAUUGUAUAUAAUCCGACAGUGCUAACAGUUCGCACCAUGUGUUAGAUAACAGUCCAGUUGUUUGGACAUGCUAAAUUUCAAAACGUACCAUGAUUUGAUUUGGAAUGGCAGUGUCAGUAUCCCAUGCAUUCGUGCUAUUUAUGGCAUGCAUUCAUUGUUGGACGUCAUGUACGUCUUUGAUGUCGGAGUCGAGCACAUCUGUUACGCCAUCAGGGCCCCGCUGCACAAAGCGAUCUUAGUGCUACAGCCGUCUUAAUGUUAUAUUAUGGGAGCAACGAUCGUCUCAGCAUUGGGAUCGCUUUGUGCAAGUGGGCCCUAGUCUCUGAAAUGACUACCUGCGGUUCAAGGCGACAAAACAAGUAACCUCUCAAAGCAAAAGAAGUCUUUCUUUACCUUUCAGAAUUCGGACAUCACACAUGAUUCUAAUAAAAGGGCAAAUUGUCCUUUGAUAUUAUUGAAACUGUAUAUUUUUAAUGUUAUUUGCAUUGUACAGUAAAGCGCCUGUUGAAAGUA